AUGCAGCAGCAGAUGUGGAACAGGGAGGAGGAGGUGACUUGGACCAGCUUCAGGACGAGAUUCCUAGAGAAAUACUUCCCAGAUAACACUAAACAUGAUCGCGAGGCCGAGUUCCUCACCUUACAACAUGGGGACUUAUCAGUGCAGGCCUAUGUAGAGAGGAAGUUUGAAGGCGGCCUCCAACAUGAACUGAGGUGCUUUAUUGUACCACUGAGGCCAAGACAUUUUGCCAACAAGUGUCCUAACAAGAAGACUACUCCAGGAUCACGAUCUCAACCACCUUCAUCUGAUAGGCUGAGAGCAGUAGGUCGGGUCUUCGCCAUGACUAGUACUGAGGCCACCCUGUCAGGUAACCUGAUUCUGGACUAUUGCUUACUUUUUGGUAACACUGUGCUAGUGCUAUUUGAUUUAGGAGCUUCACACUCCUUCAUAUCCCAUGAGUGUGUAGAGAAAUUGGUAUUGUCUACUCGUGACCUGGGAUGCAAGUUGAUAGUCUCGACCCCAGCAUCUGGACAGGUUUCAACAAAUUUGGCCUGUGUUGGAUGCUUGAUGGAGGUAGAGGGCAGACACUUCAAGGUGAACCUCAUUUGCUUGCCCUUGGAGGGAUUGGAGGUUAUAUUGGGAAUUGACUGGUUGUCUAUCAACCAUGUGGUGAUUGAUUGUGGACGGCGCAAAAUUAUAUUUCCAGAAACUGAGGGGUUAGAGUUGGUGACAUCGCAAGAGGCCGUAAAAGAGAUGAAACAAGGAUCUACUUGCUUUGUGAUAGUGGCCCAAGAGAAGAAAAUAAGCACUGAAGAGCAGAUUAAUCGAAUACCAGUGGUAGAUGAAUAUGCCGACGUAUUUCUAGAUGAGAUACCCGAGUUGCCACCUAGCAGGGACAUAUAUUUCUCAAUUGAUGUAAUCCCUGGAGCGGGUCUAGUGUCGGCAGCACCGUACAGAAUAGCACGGGCAGAACUAGCAGAGUUGAAAAAGCAGAUCGAGGAUUUGCUAGAGAAGAAAUUCAUUUGA
Molecule: messenger RNA, 1008 nt
Organism: Vigna unguiculata (cowpea)
Lineage: Eukaryota; Viridiplantae; Streptophyta; Magnoliopsida; Fabales; Fabaceae
Source: RefSeq, a predicted model, not a curated record